AUGAAAGGGGUGAUGAGGAUUGGGAAGAUGGGGAAGUUAAGCCCUCGGUACAUUGGACCAUUUGAGAUUCUAGAAAGGAUAGGUCCAGUUACUUAUCGAGUGGCAUUACCCCCAGCACCAUCCAGAGCUCAUGACAUGUUUCACGUAUCAGUUUUAAGGAUUUACGUGCCAAACCCUUCACACAUGCUAAGUUAUGAAUCUUUGGAGAUCGGGGAUGUAUUAGCAUACGAGGUGGUACUGGUUCAGAUUCUAGAUCAGAAGGUACAGAAACUGUGUACUAAGGAACUACCAUUAGUGAAAGUGCUGUGGCAAAACCAUGCAAUGGAGGAUGCUUCAUGGGAUUUAGAGUCAGAGAUACAUCAGAAGUAUCCUCAGUUAUUCAUAGAUAUUCAGAGCUAA
Messenger RNA from Malania oleifera, 399 nucleotides. RefSeq lists its product as uncharacterized. The coding region runs from base 1 to 399 and encodes 132 amino acids. The record is from RefSeq and is a predicted model, not a curated record. The transcript has a single exon. Lineage: Eukaryota; Viridiplantae; Streptophyta; Magnoliopsida; Santalales; Ximeniaceae.